CUAUAUCAGAAUGGAGGACCUUAUCUUGGUGUCCCUGCACCAUAUUUCGAAAGGCGGCUGGCAGCCUCAGCUACGUCUACGCACUGCAUUGAGUGAUAUUCAACUUCGGCGCCUUCAACCUCAAGCCUCGCUUUCCAUCGCAUAUUGAAGCACGGAAUUAAUACCCCACCAGGAUGGUACCAUGACCGGCGGUUCGGCUCAGGUGUUAAAACUCGCUUCAUAUUUUUUUUUUGCUUUUCGAUGUUUUCUUGAGAUGUUCUAUGGAAUGUUAGACCGCUAUAGAAGUACGCGACAUGUAUUUUUCUUUCAGGCUACUAGAUUCAAGUUGAUACUAAUGCGUGGGCUUUCAGGUUCACGAUUGGGCCGAUCUUUUUUGGUCUCAAGUAUGAUCACUCUAUGCUGUACACAAUUAUUUACCCAUCGUGUAGUGCAGCACGUUCAUUGGUAUUACUUUAAAACUUAUGCGUGCCAUUGCGUGGACAUCAAAGGAAAAUAUGGUCAUGCGAAGGGGUCCAUGCGCCGCAGGCCGCGGGAAAGCUGCGAAGGGCUUGCUCUCUCGGAAAUCGGAGGUCUCGGGAAGGGGUGCGAAGGGGUUGACGGAGUCCUGUGUAUCGCGACAAGAUGUGCUUAGGUGCAAUAACAAGUGAGUUGUGUUGCCGUGAUUCUGUACUAAUUUAAGCUUCAGUGGAAUAUUAUGCUUUAUCAUCCACAACCACGCAA
Molecule: messenger RNA, 720 nt
Organism: Suillus bovinus
Lineage: Eukaryota; Fungi; Basidiomycota; Agaricomycetes; Boletales; Suillaceae
Exons: 3
Coding region: 182-631 (149 amino acids)
Source: RefSeq, a predicted model, not a curated record